CCCUCCCCUAUAUCCAGGCGUGAAGUGGUUUGCGCUGUGUGGUGAUACAGUGCGCACUACCCGCCAGCACAGUACGCCGGAUGAUGCCUCCCGAUUUCCCGACCUCGCCUGAUCCACCAACAGCGUUCCAUAUCGGAUCGCUGCUUCACGACCACGUCCAAACAUCAAUCUACAAGCCAUUGGGAGCUGACACGGCGCCGUGUCUUGCGCCAAUCAUGUCCGCCUCGCUUCUUCGACCGCGCUUGGCCGCCACCGGCCUCAGAGCCGCUCCCCGACCGACGAUAUGCCCGCAUUCGCAAAAAUCCAUCCCCCGGCGCCAUAAUUCGAGCUCGACAAGCAGCGCCAGCAAGGGCUCCGGCAGCGGGCUCAAGGUCGCAGCCUACAGCGGAGCGCUCGCAGCAGCCCUUUAUGCCUCGUACCUUUAUGUGACCGACACGCGAGCCUUUGUCCACAGAUAUGUCGUCCCGCCGCUGCUUCGAACCGUCGUCCCCGACGCUGAAGAUGCGCACCACGUGGGUGUCAAUGCGCUGAAGUUCCUGUAUGAGGCGGGAUUGAACCCUCGGGAGCGUGACUCUGCUGCCAACAACUCCAACCUCUCGGCCUCCGUCUUUGAGCACCAAUUGGCAAACCCCAUCGGCAUUUCUGCAGGCCUCGACAAGGAUGGCGAGAUUCCAGAUGCGCUGUUUGCACUGGGAGCCGGUGUUGUUGAGAUUGGAGGCUGCACGCCACUGCCCCAGGAGGGAAAUCCCAAGCCUCGUGUCUUCCGAGUGCCCAUCUUGGACGGAAUGAUUAACCGAUAUGGCCUCAACUCGAGGGGAGCAGACGACAUGGCGAUCCGCCUGCGCGACCGACUGCGACGAUUUGCGCGCUCAAUAGGAGUUAGCGAGGAGGAAAUCAUCAGUGGCGAAGCCGGUAUUCCCGUGGGAAGCUUGAAGCCUGGGCGGAUACUCGCAGUGCAAAUCGCAAAGAACAAGGAAACAAACGAGAAGGAUGAGCAAGCCAUUGCCUCAGACUACGUCUACUGCACAAAGCGGCUGGCUCGCUAUGCUGAUGUUCUGGUCGUCAAUGUCAGCAGCCCCAACACGCCGGGUCUUCGAGACCUGCAAGCAACGGAGCCUCUAUCACGACUCCUCUCAGCGGUCGUCGAAGCAGCAGCUCAAACCGACAGAAAGACCCGACCCAAGGUCAUGGUCAAGGUUUCUCCUGACGAAGAUGAAGACUCCCAGAUGGAAGGCAUCGUCCAAGCCGUCCAGAAGAGCGGCGUUGACGGCAUCAUCGUCGGAAACACCACCAAAAGAAGAUCCGGAUUGAACCCCAAGGGUGCCCGACUCUCUGUCAGAGAACAAAAGGCUCUGAUGGAGGUGGGUGGCUUCUCUGGCCCAGCCAUGUUUGAGCGAACCCUGGAUCUUGUCGGUCGAUACCGCAAGAUGCUUGACUCACAACCCGGCGUUGGUAAGGGAGAGCAAAAGGUCCUUUUUGCGACUGGAGGCAUCACAAACGGAGAACAGGCGCUCAAGGUGUUGAAUGCCGGCGCAAGCGUAGCGAUGGUAUACACUGGAAUGGUUUAUGGAGGCGUUGGAACGAUUACGAGGAUGAAGCAAGAGAUGCGUGAGGCUCUAUAGAGAGACUUGUUUUGAAAAGACGGCAGGGGGGAUGUUUGUGACGUGAAAACCUGGAGCGGCGUAUUAGAAGCGUUAAAAGGAGAGACUUGAUAUACUACCAGUAACUUGUAUUUAUAACCAAAAAUCAGAUAGCAACGUUGUAUCGCUGCCAAUGUAUAGAGCUUGGAAUUUUAGCCUUGGAUCAAUUUCGCGCAAAACGAGAUGCAGCUCUUAAAUGUGUAUUAUUGC
Molecule: messenger RNA, 1850 nt
Organism: Trichoderma asperellum CBS 433.97
Lineage: Eukaryota; Fungi; Ascomycota; Sordariomycetes; Hypocreales; Hypocreaceae
Biological process (GO): pyrimidine ribonucleotide biosynthetic process; 'de novo' pyrimidine nucleobase biosynthetic process
Cellular component (GO): mitochondrial inner membrane; cytoplasm
Molecular function (GO): dihydroorotate dehydrogenase activity
Source: RefSeq, a predicted model, not a curated record